AUGGCAGAGCAACCACCGUACUACAUUCUUUAUGCCCACUCUUCUCUUCAGGCAACAUCGAAUCCUAGUUCAACUGCUUUGUCUCAUCCGGUUAUUGAGUACCGCUUCGCUGACGAUUCACCGCGCUCCUUGUUGCCUCGUCAUCCAGAUGAGCACGUCAUUGUGCUGCAGUACGAUACCUCGGCUACCAUAAAUCCGACACUGCAUAGCACGUCUAGUGUUCUCGCGGCAACUGCUGUCAAGUGCGUAGCUGCCCGUGGGGCAGGCGCCGACGACGAGAUCGCAAAGAAUGAAAAUAUGUAUAUUCUCGAUCUCACGUCACCCUCGGAUGACUCGUAA
Coniophora puteana RWD-64-598 SS2 is the source of this 339-nucleotide messenger RNA. RefSeq lists its product as uncharacterized. NCBI's taxonomy places the organism in Eukaryota, Fungi, Basidiomycota, Agaricomycetes, Boletales, Coniophoraceae. The coding region runs from base 1 to 339 and encodes 112 amino acids. The transcript has a single exon. The record is from RefSeq and is a predicted model, not a curated record.